AUGGCGGAAUCAUUAAGUUUGCAGAGAGAUAUUAAUAGAGUGUUGGAGUUGUUGGAAAUACUUCAGAGAUGCCCUGAAAUACAGCCAUCAAAGUUGGCAGCCUUACAGCGCAUACUACAGUCAGACUUUUGUGACAUGAUUCGUGAAGUUUAUGAGCAUAUAUAUACAACUGUUGAUAUUAAUGGGUCAGAAGAAGUGAAAGCAAGUGCAACAGCCAAAGCUACUGUUGCAGCUUUUGCUGCAAGUGAAGGACACGCUCAUCCACGUGUCAUAGAACUACCAAAGACUAAUGAAGGUCUAGGUUUCAAUGUUAUGGGUGGUAAAGAACAAAAUUCACCUAUUUACAUAAGUCGAAUUAUUCCUGGUGGUGUUGCAGAUCGUCAUGGUGGUUUAAAACGUGGUGAUCAAUUGCUAUCAGUAAAUGGGAUUUCUGUGGAGAGUGAACAUCAUGAAAGAGCUGUUGAACUUUUGAAAUUAGCACAAGGUACUGUGAAACUUGUGGUAAGAUAUACACCACGUAUUCUUGAAGAGAUGGAAGCACGUUUUGACAAGCAGAAAGCUCGACGUCGGCAACUUAAUUAAUACAAAUUUGGAGGUGUGUAUGCAUAAUGCUGUGCUGUAUCACUCACUAGAUUAUUUAGACGAACACUGCAGGUUGAGUUGUCUAACAACUUUCUUCAAAUAGUUUGUUUUUUUCAACUCUGUCUUUCUAUUCUAACUUGUUACAUUCUCAUUAGGAUCUGUAUAUAAUUUGUUGUUUAUAUUAGUUUUUGAUCAUUUUGUUGAUUUUCAAUUUUUCAUUAUACUCUGUUUUAACAUGCUGUAGUCAUUUAGACAAAAUAUUUAAUUCUUACGUAACAAUGAUUUCGAUGACUUUAAAAUAGAAUAUUUGUCAAACUAUAAUUCAGUCAUUAAUCAUUUAUUUAUUUGUGAAAUUACAACUUGAUUUAUUGAAGUAGGCUUGUAAGCAUGAUCACUUGGUUUUUGAUGACUUAUGUUGACUGGUUAUUGCUUCUAAAUGUCUCUUAUUAAAAUGUAAUUAUGCGAAUUUCAUGGGUUAUGCUGAGACAUGUACAUGUAUGAUAUAUGGUCACUUCAGCUGUGAGGAAAUAACAAUGGUAGAAAUUCCACUGAAUAUAUGUUUGUAGUCUAACGACUAUUGUCUGUGGAAGUAAGUACUAGAUUUGAGACAAUGGAGGUAAUGAGAUACGAAUGAUCCAGUAGACGUUAAAGUGGGAGUGUACGUAGUUGAGUAUUGUUCUAGGUAAGGACACGUUAUAUAAGCGUACAAAGAGAGGAAAUUAACAAAAUAAGACUACAUUCGAGGCGAAGGAAAUGAGAUCAAAUGACACCUAACUCUAAAUUUAAAUUAAGGUAGAGAAUAAAUGCAACUAUAAAUUUAUAGCAUUUGAGCUCUUGGUGGUCUUGGAAAAUGAAAAGGUGCCUUGGAGUCUAGAUAGGCCUCCGGAAAAUCAGAAUUGCUCAUUAUUGGCUAUCAAUUCGCAAAUUAGUUAAACAUUUAAAGUAUAUGAUUUCGUUGAAUGGGCUUUUCCUUGGGCAGAGAAAGUAAGUGGUGAAAUGUUAACUAAUAUUGAGUUUUAAGGCAUCGAAUGUUUGAAUUUACUUAUUGUAAAUGAUCUUUGAUUUAGAUGUUUACAAUACAUACGACCGAUAAGCCCCCUAAACAAAACUGACGUCACGCCACAUUAUCUGUGCAUUGCAACACCCAUUCACAAGUAAAAGUGCUUUUUCUCGAUACACCCAAACUAUUCGGCUUUAAAUCCGAUCUUUAUAUUUUCCCUGGAGUCUAUGACAAGGUACGCUCCCGACUCUUUAUGAACGACCAUAUUUCCGUAGUUUUAAUGACGUAACUUCUGAGUAAUUCAUUCCAUUUGUAUUUUUAAUAGGAGUAACCCAUUUAAUAGAACUGUGCUUACUAAUUCAGACACACCUUCAUGUCAAAUGACAACAUAGAUAUUAAAUUUUGUGAGAAUCUUUGAACUAUUGAGUAGUAUAACCUCGAAAGAGUGAAGGACUUUCUUGCAUACUUAAAAGAGUCUUUCUAUUUUGAAAGUGUCAAUCAAAUUAACUGACUUUUAAGUUAUGCUCAAAAUAUAUUUUUUCUUUAGGUGUAGUUAGCGAGAUUAUAGCAAUAUAUACAGAAAGAGAUCCAUACGGUAUAUGUAAUUUUAUAAUUUUCAUUUAUUUCAAAUACUCAAAAGGGAAGAAUUGAAUAAACCGGGGUUAGACAUUCGUUAAAAUCUUAAAGGAUAGAAUCAAAUUAUCCUAGUGAAGGAUAAUUUGUGAUAUCCGUCUUAUAAUUUGAUUGUGACUGAUCCAUGGUUUCUUACAAUUCUGAAUUACUGAAAAAUUCCCAUUGUAAGUAGAACACAAUUAUAUAAACAAAGAAUAUUCCAUAGUGUCAUUGAAUAAGUAAAAGAGAAUUCAACGAUGAAAUUUUUUUCCCGACGAAAUAAUGUUAUGUAGUCCGCAUAAAGCGAUCACUUUCCAAAUGCAUUUGAGAACACUAUCCGGCUUGGCUUUUAAAUGGUGAAUGUAAAACAAUUACUGGUUCUAUACAGGAACAUUUAAUCAACUGUGGAUACAUCACUCCAAAGAAUUCUUCUUUUAAAGUAAUCUACAGAGUCAUAGGAAUUGGAUCGAGGGGAUAUCGAAUCAAUAAUUUAUGCACUGCUGAAACAUUAGCAAUCUACGAACUCAAGCCCAAACUUUGCGUGUAGAGACGAUUCAUUCAACCUCUCAUCCUUCCUUGCCCCUAAUUCCCUUAAUGGUUAUGUUUCGGGUUUUUUUUCCAGCAUGUUUUUCUGCCUUUUUAUUUGAUUAUCAUUGAAUCAUCAGAAGGGGUUUUGUAGAGAUUUUUGAAAUUUUGCUGGUUGAAAUUAUGAGUCAAUCGAAGCUAGACGAUCAUGGAAAACCUGGAAGCACUAGGCGGCCGUUUCGUCCUAGUAUGGGAUUCCUCAGCAGUGCACAUCCAACAUCCCGUUCGCAGGGCCUUGAUCUACUGGACCACUGAGGAGUCCUACAAUAGGACGAAACGGCCGUCCAGUGCUUCCAGGUUUUCAAUGGUGAUCUGACAUCAAUCAGUUCAUGAUCUCAAUCAAAAACUUAAUAAUCUCCACAACCGUUAUGCUGAUAAUAAUUUUCUUCCUUAUCCUUUGAUUAGUACGUACCCUCAUUUAAUAUUUAGUCUGGAAUCCAUUUUAUGACACAAUAUUUUUUAUUUUCCUAUAGAUAUAUAUAUACUUUCCAUAUAACUAAAUAUAAAUCUGAAUGUAUAGUUUAAGUAAGUGAUUUCGUCGAAAACAAAAAGAAAUUACUUCACUGAAUUCAUUUCUGAUUCGAAGAAAUAUUCAUUUCAAUAAACUUCUCAUCAGGUUCUACAAUUAUCUCAGAUCCAAAUUAAUAAUCUAUAAAAUUGGUCAGAUUUAAGGCAGAAUAGAUCAUCUUAAAAUUGUAAUAUGUGAAUCAAGGAUUUUGUUAAUGUUAGAGUUGACUAAUAUGACUUCAGAAACAAAUACAAUCAAGUGACCCAAUAGGAGCAGAGGAUAAACAUCCAUCAUCCUCUAUUGCUAAACAUAUAAUUGAAACAGGUCACAAGAUUGAUCUAAAUUCAGCUUUUGUAGUGCUGUAUAAAAGUGUAAAAGGGCGUAUACUAAGGUUUAUUGAAGCCUUAGCCAUACGAAAAUUCAAACUCCCUUUGUGUGUUCAAAAACAGUUUAUCUUACCUUAAACCUACCCUGGUAAUAUUGACUUAUUAUCCAGAGUGAUUAGGUUUCGGUUUGUGUUCAUAUUAUUAUUAUUAUUAUUAUUAUUAUUAUUAUUAUUAUUAUUAUUAUUAUUAUUAUUAUUAUUAUUACUCUUAUCAUUAUCCUUAUUUCCUCUUACCCCUUUUCCUGUCUAGUUGACCUUUUAUUUUUAUAUAUCAAUACUCUUAACAAGUAUAUGUGUGGUCAGAUUGUUCGAAAAGUAUU
This is a messenger RNA of Schistosoma haematobium, 3992 nucleotides long. Its product is annotated as Protein lin-7 C. Gene Ontology annotation, molecular function: protein binding. The coding region runs from base 1 to 582 and encodes 193 amino acids. Gene Ontology annotation, biological process: neurotransmitter secretion; maintenance of epithelial cell apical/basal polarity; protein localization to basolateral plasma membrane. Lineage: Eukaryota; Metazoa; Platyhelminthes; Trematoda; Strigeidida; Schistosomatidae. The transcript is spliced from 4 exons. The record is from RefSeq and is a predicted model, not a curated record. Gene Ontology annotation, cellular component: synapse; basolateral plasma membrane; cell-cell junction.